Messenger RNA from Mus caroli (Ryukyu mouse), 1179 nucleotides. It is a transcript of the gene Nxnl2, whose product is annotated as nucleoredoxin like 2. Gene Ontology annotation, biological process: visual perception; sensory perception of smell; photoreceptor cell maintenance. Lineage: Eukaryota; Metazoa; Chordata; Mammalia; Rodentia; Muridae. The record is from RefSeq and is a predicted model, not a curated record.
GGACUCGGGUGGGUAGAGAGGGUCUCGGGUUUGCAAGGCAGGAUAAAAUAGAGGGUGGUGGGAGAGGUUGAUGGCGUGGCUCUGCUUUUGAAGCGGGGCACCCAGCUGUCAUCGCUGCUGGCGCAGCUUCUGAAGUGGCCACUGUGCUCCCUCCUCCCUCCGGCUCAAGGUGAGCUGCUCCAGCAGAAGGCGGGGCUGAGAGGCGCCGAGUGCUGCGGGAGGCUCAGUGUCAUCUUCCAGCUAACAGGUGCCCGUGCAGCCCAGGGCUCGUCUCUCCACUGUGUCCUCUUCACGCCGAGCUCCGUGGCGAUGGUGGACGUGCUGGGCGGGCGACGCCUGGUGACCCGGGAGGGCACGGUGGUGGAGGCCGAGGCGGCGCUGCAGAACAAGGUGGUAGCUUUGUACUUUGCGGCGGGCCGGUGCUCGCCCAGCCGCGACUUCACGCCGCUGCUCUGCGACUUCUACACGGAGCUGGUGAGCGAGGCGCGGCGGCCCGCGCCCUUCGAGGUGGUUUUCGUGUCGGCGGAUGGCAGCGCGGAGGAGAUGUUGGACUUCAUGCGCGAGCUGCACGGCUCCUGGCUGGCAUUGCCCUUCCACGACCCCUACCGGCAUGAACUGAAGAAGAGGUACGAAAUCACCGCCAUCCCGAAGCUGGUGGUCAUCAGGCAGAACGGAGCUGUCAUCACCAACAAAGGGCGGAAGCAGAUCCGAGAGCGCGGGCUAGCUUGCUUUCAGAACUGGGUGGAAGCAGCCGAUGUUUUCCAAAACUUCUCAGGGUGACCAGGGCAGUUGCUGGAAGUUCAGGGCAACUAUCUUCAAAGAGGGCUUAGCUGGUUCCCUUCUCUGCUAGAGGAAUGUCAUUGUAGAGUCACCAUGCUGUGACAGAAAGCAUAAACUGCCCAGGAAAGAACUCCGUCUGCCCCCUGUGGGUCCUAGAGCUCCGUUGGGAGUGAAUGUUUAUUUCUUACAGCUUUCUCCACCGGUGCCUAGGAUCCAGGAGACAUCAGCCACGAGCUAACAGAGCUCUAUGCAAGAUGCUCUUUCCUACAGGAAAUUUCUUUGGUAAAUUGACCUAUGAGGUGAUGCAUUUUCUGAUGACAUUUUUGUGAUGCUUUGGUAAAACGUAUUUAUUACUCAGGUUUGUAGACUGUGUAAUUUAAUAAACCAACACUCACACUU